Messenger RNA from Talaromyces rugulosus, 1050 nucleotides. RefSeq lists its product as uncharacterized. Gene Ontology annotation, cellular component: membrane. Bases 1 to 1050 code for a protein of 349 amino acids. Gene Ontology annotation, molecular function: transmembrane transporter activity. NCBI's taxonomy places the organism in Eukaryota, Fungi, Ascomycota, Eurotiomycetes, Eurotiales, Trichocomaceae. The record is from RefSeq and is a predicted model, not a curated record. Gene Ontology annotation, biological process: transmembrane transport. The transcript is spliced from 3 exons.
AUGGCGCAAGAUGAGGACAACCACGAACCGCUUGACCUCAGGCAUAGCAUUGAUUCUAUCGGAAAUGAGCAAAGUCCUUUAAUUAGAAGCGAUUCAGAUGACUACGAUAACGCCCAUAGUUCUCGUUGGAAAUCGUCGGCGCUUCGUCCGCUCGGCAUGAUGAUUACCUGCUUCCUACUUAAUAUCCUCAUGGAGUUUGGCCUUUAUCUUAUCACAAUCCCACUUAGCCAGGUACUGGAGGAGAUCAUUUGUCGCGGCACUAUUCUGCCUGACAUUCCUACUGCCAAUGAUCCACGAUGCAAGGACAAGACCGUCCAGUCGGAACUAUCGCUUAUUCGUGGGUGGCAAGCCACGUUCGAUAUUAUACCAGGAUUACUCACUGCUCUACCGUAUGGCCUUAUGGCAGAUAAGUAUGGGCGAGAGUUUGUUCUUGGAUUGUCAGUGUUGGGCGGCGCGCUGACCAGUACCUUUAAUGUCCUUGUUUGCUUACUACCAAAUUUCUUCUCUCCCCGUAUGAUAUGGUUUUCGUCUGCUUUUGGCUUUAUUGGGGGUGGUGCGCCUGUCUUUAAUGCCAUAACCUUUGCGAUUUUAAGCAGUGUUGUAAGCGAAAAACAAAGGUCGAUUAUAUUCUUUUAUAUUACUGCUACACUUAUUGGAAGCCAAUUACUUGCUAGUCCUUUGGUGUACCUCCUCAUAAACAUCAACACUUGGCUCCCCAUGUUCUGUGGUCUGGGAUGUCUUUGGCUAGCAACCGUCCUGGCUAUCGUUCUCCCCAGGACUUUUGCUGAGAAGCAACGCCAGCAGCAUUCCGAUACAACAUUACCCAAUAAAAUCGAGUCACCAAUGACGGCUCGCGAGCAGCUCAUGGCCAUAGGCACCGCAACCAUGUGGUUUGCGCGAGGCAAUAUUUUGGUUACGAUACUGCUUCUUACAUUCCUGGUCACGACUUUGGGUCGUUUGGCACAAGACAUUCUACUUCAGUAUAUUACAAAGCGAUACGGGUGGUCAUGGGCCCAGGCAACCAUUCCUUAUAUUAUAUUGAUAUUGUGA